UCUCUCUCUCUCUCUAAAUCGAAAGUUCUCUUCUUCGCUCUCGUUUGUUUCUUGUUGCGCUCCCCCAAAAUCGAUCCUCUUUAUCAUCUUAUCGGAAUUCCAUAUAAUUCUACUGCCGAAGCUUCUCUUGCUGCGAAGAUGCCGGCGUGGUGGAAGGGGAAGUUGAAAUCAAAGUCGAAGUCCACUGCCAGCCCUCGGACAAAGGACCCGGAGACGCCGGGGACGCCGCGGGCGGCGGCGACGGUACUUCCGGAUGAGGAGCUGGUGGCGGUGGCCAGGCAUGGAACCAAGGAGAAAGCUAACAGCUUUGACGAGGUUCUUGGUUCUAGGAAGAGCGGAGACCUUUCUCCCGUUGGCGGCGGAGGAGGAUUAGGAGCUGGGACGGGCUUUGUGUUCGGUCACCCGCUCCCGCUUCCGACCUCGAUCUCGUCGUAUGGCGUGUCUACGGUGUCGGCGUCUAGCGUCAGCUCCUCCAGCUCGUCGGAGGAGACGCCGGAUCUUGGGCUGUAUAGGUAUUCGGAUCCGAUCAACACGCCCAGGGGCAGAAAUGGAGUACGUGAUUCGCAAAGGCACGGGCAUGCGGCUGAAGAUAGGCAACUCUUCUCAUGCAGCCCAGUUUUGGAGCAGUCUCAUGGUGGAAAUGCAUACUCUCGUGGCCAAAAUUCCACAGAAACCAUUUACAGUAGAAGGACUGCAAGUCCUUCCCCUGGCUUGACAGGGCAUCAUCCUUUUCCUACAUCACCUGUACACCACAGUUCAUUUGGUUUAUGCUCAGCAUCCCCUAACCGCCGGCAGGAUAAUCUGAGGAGCUCACCUCAGCCACUGCCUCUUCCUCCAAGUUCUCCCACCUGCUCUUCUGCUUCUCCUUCGUCUUGUUCGUCUUCUUCUUCACGUUCUCCCAAGUCACUGUGGAAGAAGGGCAAAUUACUGGGCAGGGGAACCUUUGGUCACGUUUAUCUUGGAUUCAACAGUGGAAGUGGGCAGAUGUGUGCGAUUAAAGAGGUUAAGGACAUUUCGGAUGAUGCAAAUUCUAAAGAAUGUCUCAAGCAGCUCAACCAGGAAAUAGUCUUGCUUAGUCAGCUCUCACAUCCAAACAUUGUGCAGUACUAUGGCAGCGAACUGGUAAAUUUAAGUCUAGCUGAAGACACACUCUCAGUUUAUCUUGAGUAUGUCUCUGGGGGUUCUAUUCACAAGUUACUUCAGGAAUAUGGUCCUUUUGGGGAAUCUUUAACUCGUAACUACACCGCUCAAAUCCUUUCUGGACUUGCUUAUUUACAUGGGAGAAAAACUGUGCACAGGGAUAUUAAAGGCGCAAACAUACUGGUAGAUCCCAAUGGUGAAAUCAAACUGGCUGAUUUUGGCAUGGCUAAACAUAUAUCUGCUUACACUUCAAUACGGUCUUUUAAAGGAAGCCCUUACUGGAUGGCUCCUGAGGUUAUCAUGAAUUGCAGUGGUUAUGACCUCUCAGUAGAUAUAUGGAGCCUGGGGUGUACAAUUAUUGAGAUGACAACUUCAAAACCUCCCUGGAGCCAGUUUGAAGGGGUUGCUGCAAUAUUUAAAAUUGGCAAUAGUAAAGAUGUACCAGAACUCCCAGACCAUUUUUCUCCUGUUGGAAAGGACUUUUUAAAGCUAUGUUUGCAGCGUGACCCAUCAGCUCGUCCCUCAGCAGCUCAACUGAUGGAUCACCCUUUUGUUCGAGAUCAAACAAUAAUCAAGGCUGCAAAAUUGAAUAUGAUGAAGGAUGUGCCACAAUCUACCUCUGAUGCAAGUCAUGCAGUGAGCACUGUGGAGUUUUCUUCCAACCAGAGUACUUCACCACUUCAUGAUAGAGAUUGCGGAACAAGACGAGCAUCUGGUUUACGCUCGGCAUUUCCUCUGGCAUGCAAGAACCCAAGUGAUUUGCCGAGGAUGAGAAUGAACAUGUCCCUACCUGUGUCCCCCUGUUCGAGUCCAUUAAGGCAAUUCAAACAGUCUAAUAGAAGUUGCUUACCUUCUCCUCCACAUCCAACUUAUUCAUCUGGAGCAGCUAACCACAGCCCAGUCAACUUAGCACUCCAUUCAACCAGACCAUGCAGCAACCGACCAGAUCCUUGGUUUGACAUCACACUAUUCAAGCCCCAAUCACAGUAUGAUUCUCCUCGAAGAUUGAGCAUGGGUUUGUGAAAUAAGGGCCAUUGCUUGUGGAAUGGUUGGAACAUGAUUUAUUUUUCCUAAUGUUCUUGGUUCUGUUCAUAAAGAUGUAGCAGCCAAAGACAGUCAGAUUCCACAUUGUAUAGAGUAGAUUUGCGUUCAUAGCAUGUAAUACAUAGCAGAGUGUUCUUGGAGUAAAAACAAUGGAAAAAAGGGAAAUACAAACAAGAUUUCAUUCUACUUCA
Molecule: messenger RNA, 2375 nt
Organism: Musa acuminata AAA Group (dessert banana)
Lineage: Eukaryota; Viridiplantae; Streptophyta; Magnoliopsida; Zingiberales; Musaceae
Product: mitogen-activated protein kinase kinase kinase 3
Exons: 11
Coding region: 139-2163 (674 amino acids)
Biological process (GO): protein phosphorylation
Molecular function (GO): protein kinase activity; ATP binding
Source: RefSeq, a predicted model, not a curated record